AACUCACGUCACUUCCUUGCCCAUCCCUAAAGGGAAAAAAAAGAAAUAUCGGAGAGAAGAGCGACGCCAGAAAAGUCAGUAAAAGAAGGAAAGCGAAGAUAUUUAAAGAAACAUUUGGUUAAAAGGAGAACAAAUAGGCACAACCCCGUUGACAAGCAUACGGUGAUCAAACUUCAUUGAACAGGGCGACUCACUCCUGGGUAACAGGCAGGUCUUCUGCUUAAAAUUUAAAUACCACUGUUCCUACCAUGCCUCUCCACAAAUCAUCUCGAGCCCCUCGUCUGGACCCCACCAUGAUCUCCGCUCCCCUGGGUGAUUUCCGUCACACCAUGCACAUUGGUCGUGGUGGAGAUGCUUUUGGUGACACCUCCUUCCUGUCCAGCCAUGGCCCCUCUAGUCCUAAUUCCAACUCUGUGCAACCAGUCGGGGCCGCCACUGUAGAGACCACAGACAUUCAGAUGAACCAUAAUGAUGAUAUUGAAUAUGCAGAAGACACCGGUCCAAGUGAGCUUCGGCACGCUGAUUCAGUUUCCUCCUUUGACCUCGACUUGGAUUUAGGGCCUUCGAUUUUAGGAGAUGUACUGGGAGUGAUGGAUGGACUGACCAUGGGUUCUCGCAAAGACACCGAAGAGGUGUUUAGUCCCAGCAAGAGCACAAGAGAUGUGAUGAUGUCACCAAGGAGUGCUGCAAAUGAGUUGAAUGAGAGGAUGAGAAUGGAAAGUGCGUCUAAAGAGGUGAGCCAACGAGACGAGCAACUGAACGAGAUGAAUGGCGUGAAAUCAAAAGGGCUCAGGCCUAAAGUGCGAUUCAGCGACAAACGUGAUGAGAUCAUCGGUCGACAGGAGGUAAUUGAGGGGCUAGACGUGGAAGGUGAAGAAGAAAGCAGCUUGAGACCAAAUAAGGAGAUGCAGGAGAUUAGUGGGCAAAUGGUUUACGACAAAGACCCAAGACAAGCAGAGAUGGUUAAUCGGAAGGAGGACAACUCUCCAAGCCCCUCUUCCUCAAUGAGCUCAGAAUAUGAGGGAGUCUCACCGUUGGACCGGAGGAGAGAAGACCAACAUCUUUCAGAAACGGAUUCAGAGGAGGAGGGUGUCAACGGAGAACAAGGAUACACUUUUGAGGACGAGUUCGAUGAUGAGAUUGGACUAUAAGAGGACAUUGCAAGAGAUUUGAAGACCAAAAAUAAGUCUUUAGCAUUGUUGAUGGAUCAUGACGUGAACAGAAUCAUUCUUCAAAAAAAUCCAAACACAGAGAUUUAAUGAAAAUUUCCUUCUUGAGGUAAUAACUGGACUAUUUGGAGCUCUCUUUUCCACACUUUUGAAGUUUACGAUGGUGUUUGCUUUGAUUUUAUGAAAGGAAGACUAUGUUGUGGUUUUGUCUUUUUAUUGGAUUUUAUAAAUACAAAUUUUGAGAGUCUCAAAAUGGACAGCGUGACGUCUUAAAGAAUAACCUAAGAACAAUUUUUUUGCAUACAUUUCCCAAGGUCUCAGUUAUAUAAAACACUAUUUCCACUUAAUAGCUCCGUUGUAGGGCACUCUUCAGUUAACUGGAUACAGCUUUAAUCUCAAUGGAGAGUGAAUACCUGCAGUACAAGAUGCUCAGAAUAACAGUUGACUCUUUUUUUUUUUUUUAAGCCAAACGCCACAUGCAAAGUUAUUAAUUAUUGUUUAUAUUAUGGUUAUAUACAGUGCCUUACAGAAGACACUUAAGAUGUUUUCCAACUUUGUCUUGCUUAGUUUCACUGAAAAGCCAGCGAAGAAGCUUUUCUUUUUGUGGGAAGAUGCAAGGUUGCUGAAUGCAUUCACAAAUGCUGGAAUUUUCUCCUGGGAGUUUUCGUUAUUACAUUUACAUACAUACAUAUCCUAAAAUGCAAUAAGCAAUCAGAUUGCUUUUUGUUUUUGGAGUGUAAGAAUGAAAAGCACACAAUAUAGUUACACACUACAAAAUAGUCUUAAAGCUAAACAAGUGCAAAACGCAUAGUUUUUAAACUGUGAAUGAAAAAAACAAACUCAUAUUCUGGUUGAUCAUUUGUGUAGGUUUUGACCAGAUUCAUAAAGGGAAGCAUGAAAAGCUAAAAUAGGUUGAGUUUAUUUUUUAAAAACAGUUGCUUUUAUCUUGCUUUCACAUUUGUUUGAUUUGAAUACUAAAGAAUAUGUAACAGACAAUCAGUAAUUAUUUUACACUCAAAACCACUCUGCCAACUGAAAUAAUGUAGAUAAACCAAAAUGUGUAAUUAAAGUUUUAUAAAACUG
Messenger RNA from Ctenopharyngodon idella (grass carp), 2252 nucleotides. It is a transcript of the gene cdc42ep5, whose product is annotated as CDC42 effector protein (Rho GTPase binding) 5. The coding region runs from base 249 to 1151 and encodes 300 amino acids. The transcript has 3 exons. The record is from RefSeq and is a predicted model, not a curated record. NCBI's taxonomy places the organism in Eukaryota, Metazoa, Chordata, Actinopteri, Cypriniformes, Xenocyprididae.